Molecule: messenger RNA, 1770 nt
Organism: Lactuca sativa (garden lettuce)
Lineage: Eukaryota; Viridiplantae; Streptophyta; Magnoliopsida; Asterales; Asteraceae
Source: RefSeq, a predicted model, not a curated record
AUGUACAAGUGUGUUUAUGGGGAAAGCAAGCUGAUGAACGAGUACAAGAAGCUUGCUCCUACGAGACCAAGGCAGCUCACUCCUGAAAUGCAAAGCUCGCUGGAUGCUGCUGAUAAACCAGAGAAACGAGGGAAAAAGGCUGAACGAAAAACUCCUUCCGCUCCUAAGAAGCAAAAGAUCAAGAAGAAGGCACACAAGCCUAAGGCUCCUUCUUCAAGUGAUUCUGAAUAUGUUCCAUCUGACCAACAACCCGAACCAGAGUCAAGUGAUAAUGAAGAGUCUCAACAUGAGAAUUCGCUCCAAGGUAAUUCGCCUCCUCCUUUAUCGGCUCAUCAAGGUAACCGAACCUCACCUCCUCCCUCUCCUAAUCAAUUUGUUCCUAUCACCAUUGCUCCAUUCCGUCCUCCCAUCUCUUCUUCAACCGCAACUUCUAUACCAAUCCCAAUCCCUUUAUUCACCGAAGUUACCAUUACCACCACUUCUACAACCGAACCUCAAGUUCAUGUCAACGUAUCUGAUGUGGGGGCACCUACUUCUGGAACCGAAAUUCCCAUUACCUCUAAACCUCAAUCUCCACCUCACUCACACGAAACUAACAUCGUUCUUGGCGGAGCAGAAAUGGAGUUUGAUUCUUUCUACUAUAGCCCUUACAGAGUUCAGAGUGAUGAUGAUGAUGAUGCUUCUAUAAGGAAGUGGCAUUUAAGGGAUCUUAAUGAGAAUCUUGACAAGUUACUUUCUUCUUCUUCUCAAACGCCAAGCGAAUCUUACUCUGAGGUCUCUAUCAAGGCAAUGUUGGCUACUUUUGUCAAGGAACAUGACUCUUCCAUUUCCAACGCUGCCAAAGACAUUGAAGCUUCCACCUCCUCUUUCCAGAAAGCAACAAUUGCUGCUGCUGCACAAAAGAACGCUCAAACAAUCACUGCCUCUGUUGAUAAUCUCACCACUUCGCUUCAAGCCGAGAAGAAGCACUUUGAAGAAGCCCGUCAAAGCCUAAAUUCUGAAAACACAGAGCUUCAAACAUUAAUCCAUGCCCAUCUUUAUAAACUCCAGGCUGAUCUUGCCUUGGAAAACAAAGUCAUGGAUGAACUUGCCCUCAAAACCACGAAGGUUAAGACUCAGGCCUUGAAGCUCACUCAGGCGCUCAAAGAAAUUGAUGAUCUCAAGACUCAUUUGAAGGACAAAGGCAAAAAGAGUAUCAGUGAUAAUGAUGAAGAAGGAACCGAAGAAGAAAUUGAAAUCGGUGAUGAGGAUGAAGGAAAAAUUGAAGGAAAUGCUCUCAAAAGAAAGCAAAAUAAUCGAGAUCUUGAAGAAAAACUUCACAAAGAUGAAGAAGAAACAGAGAGGGAAAGAAAAUUGAAAGAACUGAACGAUGCAUUGGAAUGUAUAAAAUCUCUAUUUCCUCUGUGGUCAUCGGAAAAACUUUUGAAAGAAGCAAUUGAGUCUCCUAGCACUCAUUGGCUCGAACCGGUCCUCUGUUUUUAUCAUGAGAAUUCCAGAGAUUCUAUGUUCGACAUGCCGAUUACCCGAAAGGUGUUCAUAUUUUAUUGCUUUGAGUCAAUGGUUGCUAUCCCCUCUCCAAACCCGAUGGUUGAUCGAGAUCUAAUUGAAUACUAUCUCGCUUUCUCUCAACCGCAAUACUUGACUUGGAGCAAACAAAAGAUCACGACAAGCAAGGUAUUGAAACCAACUUCAGCAGGGAAGUUUAUUAAUGUGAAAUUCAAAAGUGAGCUGAGGCUCAGACAACUUGGUUCAUAUGAUCUCUCUCGUUGA